This is a messenger RNA of Nannospalax galili (Upper Galilee mountains blind mole rat), 927 nucleotides long. RefSeq names its product vomeronasal type-1 receptor 1-like. Lineage: Eukaryota; Metazoa; Chordata; Mammalia; Rodentia; Spalacidae. Bases 1 to 927 code for a protein of 308 amino acids. The record is from RefSeq and is a predicted model, not a curated record. Gene Ontology annotation, biological process: G protein-coupled receptor signaling pathway. The transcript has a single exon. Gene Ontology annotation, molecular function: pheromone receptor activity. Gene Ontology annotation, cellular component: membrane.
AUGUCUCCUACCAGCUUUGAUACAGGGAUUAUUUUCCUCAUUCAGACAGUACUUGGCAUUAUAGGAAACUCCUCCCUCCUCUGUCUGUAUACCUUCACUGUGCUCAGUGGACAUCUCUUGAAACCCAUCGAUUUGAUUCUCAGUCAACUGGUUUUGGCCAACUCUGUGGUGCUUUUCUCUAAAGGUAUUCCUCAGACAAUGAUAACUUUGGGAUGGAACUACUUCCUGGAUGAUACCAGGUGUAAACUUGUCUUCUAUUUUUAUAGAGUGGGCACUGGGGCGUCCUUCACCAUCGUGUGUCUUUUCAAUGGCUUCCAGGCCAUUAAGCUCAACCCCAGGAUUUGCAGGUGCACAUGGAUUCAGCUCAAGAUUCGAUCCCUAAAGUUCAUUGGUGGCUGCUGUCUCCUGAUCUGGUUCCUUCAUUUCCUGAUGAAUUCAUUUCUUCCUGUCAUUGUGGAUGGCCCAUUGAAUGAGAGAAAUCUCAGCAUAGAAACUAAUCAUGGGUCUUGCUCCUGGAAAAUGCCAGAACAUGCCUCAAUAUAUACUUUAUUGUACUUUUUUCCUGACAUGAUGACUUUGGUUUUCAUGAUCUGGGCCAGUGGGCUUGUGAUCCUUGUGCUUCACAGACACAAGCAGAGAGUCCAACACACCCACAGCUCCAGCCUCUCCUCUGGUGCUUCCAACGAGGACAGAGCCACAUGCAGAAUUGUCACUCUGGUGAUCUUCUUUGCAACCUUUUAUUCAGUCUACCUUAGUUUGACCUUGCAGAUGGUUCUUGCUGAAAAUAGUAGCAAGUGGAGGGUGAACAGCUCUGUACUUCUGGCAUCGUGUUUUCCAACAAUCAGCCCCUACGUGCUCAUUAUUAGUGACACCCGCAUCUCCCGGGUCUGUUUCACCUGCAAAGCAAAGGAUAAAGCUUUUCACUAA